CUUCCUCUGUAAUUGCAUGUGUUUUGUCGAUUGAGAAAAUGCUGCUGCAGAAGAGCAGUAGGGUAGGAUUGAGUUUUUGUUAUGAGUUACUAGAACAGCUGGUUUGGAUCAAGGAUUUGACACUUGAUUCAUGGUACAGCUUUUGUGGAACUAGAAAAUGGUUUUUAUUUGGAUGUAUGAUUCCAGAAGUGGAUUACCGAUUUCAACUGUAGGACCGGCCCAUUUGAAGGGAUGGAUUCCAGAAUCUUUCAAAUUCUCUUGACGAGGUUUUAAGCUCGAAUCCUAGAGCCGAAUUUGUGAUCCAAGCAACUAGUACUAGGAACCUUCGUUGUUCUUCUGGCUGAGACUUAGAUGUCAUUGCUUGUUACCUUUUCCACCUGCGCCUAUGCAACUUAAUUCAAAUAUAAUGUGUCCAUGGUGGGAUUCUUAUUCCCGGUGAACAAUGCAGAUGAUGAAUCUGCUUUUACAUAUGGGGAAAAGAGUGGGAAAGGUCCCAGAAGAUGGGGGGAGAUAAACCCACAUUGGCAAGCCUGCAAAAAUGGAAGCAUGCAGUCUCCAAUUGACCUUAUAGACACAAGGGUCCAAGUCCUUUCACAUUUGGGAAGGCUCAACAGAGACUACAAACCAGCUCCUGCCACUGUCAAAAAUAGAGGCCAUGAUAUUACUGUGAGGUGGAAAGGAGAUGCUGGAGAGAUCAAGAUCAAUGGUACAAAAUAUAAGCUGCUGCAGUUUCAUUGGCAUUCCCCCUCUGAGCACACUAUCAAUGGUUCAAGGUACGAGCUGGAGCUGCACUUGGUGCACAAAUGCUCUCAAGGGAAUUUGGCAGUGGUUGCAAUAGUCUACAAAUAUGGCCGCCCUGAUCGAAUGCUCACCAAGGUUAGCAGGCAAAUUUGUUUAAUUGAUGAACAGUUGUUCCACCACAUAAGGUCAGUGGAUCCAAAUCAUGACAAGGAAUUGGGGAUAGUAAAUCCAGGGGAUAUAAAGUUUGGGAGGAGCAGGAAGUACUACAGGUACAUUGGCUCCCUCACUGUUCCUCCCUGCACAGAAGGCGUUAUAUGGACCAUCGUUAAGAAGGUGAGGACAGUGUCAAGGGAACAAGUUAGAGCCCUGAGGGAAGCCGUCCAUGAUGGAUUUAAGAGAAAUGCAAGACCGACUCAGCCAUUAGAUGGAAGACCAGUGUAUGAGUACAGUCCAUGAAACAUAAAACAAAGUAAGGAGAAGAAGCAAGGAGAAUCAAUGAAGUGAUUAGGAAAAAAAGUUGGGUUGAAAGUGGCUAUCCCAACCUUGUUUUGCUUCUUUCUUGACAUCUCUUCUUAAUGAUAAGGAAAAGAAAUACACUUGUUUUCUUUUCCACCGAAUAAAAGAGGUUAAAGAUAAAUAAGAAGAUAGUGUUCAUGUGGCAGAUACCUCCACCCCGGCUAUCUUCAUAUGAAACUUCAAAUAUCUAGCAGCAACUAAAACCAAAACACUCAGUACACCAACUUUAGUCAAAUUUGUAAGAGAACUGAAAGGUCCCUUCAUUUUCCCAAUGCUGUUGUCAACAACAGCCGCAGCUGAUCCAGUCCCGCCCAGAGGUGAUGACAUGCUCUGCUGCAUCUUCAUGAACGAUGAAUACUCCUCUAUAUCAGCUCUUGUCAGAGCUGGUUUUAAGGAACUCAGCGCCGUCUGAAAAUGAUGGUUGCAGACAACAGCAGUGGAUAUACUUUCCCGCAGAGCUACGAUCCCAGCUUCUCGACAUAGGCCCUCCAGUUCAGCACCUGUGAAGAGCUCGGUUUUCUCUGCUAUUGUUCUGAGGUCGACAUCAUCGUCGAUACUCAUGUUUCGUGUGUGUACGUUGAGAAUCUCGAGUCGAGCCUCCUUAUCUGGUGGC
Molecule: messenger RNA, 1870 nt
Organism: Linum tenue
Lineage: Eukaryota; Viridiplantae; Streptophyta; Magnoliopsida; Malpighiales; Linaceae
Source: the annotation of a GenBank genome assembly